Aspergillus caelatus is the source of this 2555-nucleotide messenger RNA. RefSeq names its product putative MFS sugar transporter. Gene Ontology annotation, biological process: carbohydrate transport; transmembrane transport. Bases 598 to 2148 code for a protein of 516 amino acids. The transcript has 5 exons. Gene Ontology annotation, cellular component: membrane. Lineage: Eukaryota; Fungi; Ascomycota; Eurotiomycetes; Eurotiales; Aspergillaceae. The record is from RefSeq and is a predicted model, not a curated record. Gene Ontology annotation, molecular function: carbohydrate:proton symporter activity.
AUUUAAUCAUCAUGGGCCCCACCCCCAGCUUCAAUUGGUGGAUUCCUUCAACUUCACUCCUAGCCCGGCCUCGUUGCCGCUGAUUCGUGGAAUCGGUUUGACGGAUGUCUUUCGAUGGCCGAGAAUUUCCUCGAAUCUCAACCCCGGAUUUCCCCAGACUCCCCCGUCUCAUUCUAGUGAUACCCCAACACCUCGCUUCAUUCGACUUUUCCCCGGAUACCCCACCACUUAGAUGUCUGAGUGUUCCUUAUCAAUACUGGGUCAGGAUGCUAGUGCCGCCGGGAAGGAUUGGUCGAGCUCGCUUGGCUCUUAACGUGGCCAGAGGACUGCAGCUAUCACGGUUGUGUCCCGUGGUUCUUAUACGAAUAUCGUUCUUCUUGUGGCUGUUUUGCCUUGUCAUUCUUUCUAUCAACCGCCUGAUGACUCGUACCACUAUAUAUACCUGAGUGUGGCAGUGGAUGAAUUCCCAGUUGACCCCUUUUCUCUCAUAUGAGUUUUCCUACUAUCUCCCCAUAGACAUCAGUUGGCUACUGGGAACAAGUGACUCUUGCGCCUGUCAUAGUCUGAUAAUAUAACUGAAGCUGCAACGCAGCAAUCAUGGCGUUCAAAUUCUUGGGCUCUACAAGAGCCUAUAACUGGUAUAUUUCUUGCGUCGCAGCAGCAUGCAUGGUUCUUUAUGGAUAUGACGCAUCGGUAUACAACUCCGUACAAGGUUCGAACAACUGGGUCGUCUAUUUCAAUGACCCGGAUGACAACAUGAUCGGAGCUAUCAAUACGGCUUAUACUGUGGGUGCCAUCUUUGGUGGUUUCUUCUUAGGAGGGCCUACAGCAGACUUUCUUGGCCGUAAAUUUGGAAUGGCAAUUGGUUGUGUCAUGGUGAUCGCUUCCACGUUCAUGCAGACUUUCGCCCCCCGUGGUAACAUUGCAUGCUUCCUUGCUGGGCGGUGCAUAAUUGGUGUCGGUCAAGGCAUUGCUCUGACUGCGGGUCCAAUCUACAUUGGCGAGCUCGCCCCUGCAGAAAUUCGUGGAAAGAUCAUGACCUUCUGGCAAAUGUUCUACUCGGUUGGUUCCUUUAUCUGUUUCUGGGUGAACUACGGGUGCACAGAACACAAGGAGAAUCUAGGUGAAUGGGACUGGAAGAUGGUUGUUAUCUUCCAACUCUUAGUUCCUUGCUUAAUUCUAGCACUUAUGCCAACCAUCCCAGGCUCUCCACGAUGGUACAUCCAACGGAGCAAUGACGUUGAGAAAGCCCGUAAGGCUCUCCAAAAAGUUCGCGAACCACAUGAGGUCGAGGAAGAACUCCUAAAAAUCCGCGAAGCUAUUGAGUACGAAAAAGAGGCCAUCUCUGGAAGCUACUCAGCGCUGUGGAAAGACAGGUCUCUCCGCAAGCGUAUGGCUCUCGCUCUGGUCGUUAAUGCCGGCCAGCAGGUCACUGGACAAGGCACGCUGAACACAUACUCUACCAAGAUCUACCAAAAGGUGUUUCCCAGUGCUGGUCAGAUUGCUCUCAUCAAUGCUCUCAAUGCGACCUUUGGAAUUAUUUUCACACUCAACGCUGUUUGGAUUAUUGAUCGAUUUGGGCGCAAAUUUCUUCUAAUUGUUGGUGGCAUCGGUAUGGGAAUCUGCAUGAUCAUCGUUGCAGCUGUCGAGACCGAAACCCCAUCAAUAGGUGAUCCCGGCUCAGACGUCAAGAGCACGCCCGUCGGCAUAUCAAUCGUAUUCUUACUCUUCCUAUUCAUCUUCUUUUACAAACCUUCUUGGGGAGCUACCGUGUGGAUUUGGACUUCUGAGAUUUUCUCUAUGAAUGUCAGAGCCCAAGCAGUCGGAAUGGCAUCACAGACACAGAACGUAGCCAAUGCCAUCGUCCAACAGUUCUUCCCAACUUUCCUCAACAAUUGCGGCUUCUACGCCUUUUACAUGUUCGCCGGUAUUAACUUCCUCUUGUCGGUGUUUGUGUUCUUCUUUAUCCCCGAGACCAAGCAGGUUCCUUUGGAAGAGAUCGACGCUCUUUUCGGUGGCGCCAAUCACGUCACACACGGCGAAGCGCUUGUGGCGGGUGAGAAGCAAUUGCAGGUGAUGCAGUCGAACACGGGUAAUGAAAAGGCUGAAGCAGUCACGAUUGAGAAUGCCCCCCCACGGCAGCACUGAUGUCUUGCUACAGUAUGUAAGUAAGCUUAUGAAUCUUCCAUUCUGUGCUUGCAUGAAUCUUGAUGUCUCUUUGAGCAGUCAAUAUUGGGAGGGGUUAGUCUGGCUACUUUUCCUUAGAAUACUAUAGUGUGCUAGAUCCAGAAGGAGGUUAGCAUCAAAGUUUAUGUAUUUAAAACGAUGUACUCGUAGUAAACAAUCUUGUGGAACGGCCCUAUAUUCAAUUCCAUCCUCAAAUGCACAUGUGGGGAAACAUGGGGAAGCCUUAGGGACUGUUCCUUUUUUUCUCUUCUCUUUUUCGUCUUUUUCGUCUUUUUCGCCUCUCUAUACGAGAAUGAACUCACAAGUCUUCCUUGUUAGUUUCAUUCUCAGCCUACUAUAGUUCAGUGUUUUAUAAACUCUUUGAUCGA